AUGGUUUUAUUGUCUAAUUUUUUAGUGUGUUUGGGAUUAGUAGUUCCAUCCGCCUUUGCAUUUUCUGAUACUGCACCAAUUAUCAUUCAUUCUAACAACCAGGAUGCCCUUGAAAGCAACCAUAAAUAUAUCACUAAAUUCGAUGAUAUUAAAUCAAAAGUCAAUGACAUUAUUAAUAAAAGUUGCCGUACUAAAAACAGCAAGACGUUUAUUUAUCAAAUCGAAGAUUUAAAUAUUGAAUCUCAGUAUUCUUGGUUGGUAAACAAGGGGGGCUAUCCAAAUGUAUUAUAUCAUGAAAAAAGCGAAGUCAGUUACGAUUUUGAUGGUAAAUGUGAGGACGAAGAACUUGGUACUGUUCAAUAUAGUGUUUUAAAAACUGGCUCAUUGAAAGAGAUAUACGAAAAUCAUAAAGAAAACAAGAAUGAAAUGUUUAUUAUUCAAGUAUUGCCUAAAUUCACCAGUGGUCAUUCGUUAAAGGCUAUUAAGGAAAAAGUGUACAACUUAUACAAUGAUGAAGAUAUUGUUAUUAGUGGCAAAAGAGAUAAACAAAGUGACGAUGAAAAUGAUGCCGAAAUCGAACAAGAAAUUGAGCAUGAUUUUGAAGUUGCUGAAUCCUUAGCUUCAGAAGAAUCAGAACCAGUCAAUAUUUUUGAUACAGAUAAACAAAAUAAAAAUGGUACAGUAGUUAAACAUGACAAUUUGUUUACAAAAUAUCAAUUUUUCACAUCGGGUAUUUGGUCGGGAAUCAUUAUUUCAGGAUUCUUAUUGGUUAUUUUGUACAAUGCUUUAAGCUGGCUUUCUAGCUUAGAAAUCACGUAUGCCUCGUUUGAGAAACAAAUUGAUUUUGAUAAAAAAAAUGAAUAA
This is a messenger RNA of Candida dubliniensis CD36, 864 nucleotides long. It is a transcript of the gene ABG1, whose product is annotated as Abg1p. The record is from RefSeq and is a predicted model, not a curated record. Gene Ontology annotation, biological process: fungal-type cell wall biogenesis; (1->6)-beta-D-glucan biosynthetic process. NCBI's taxonomy places the organism in Eukaryota, Fungi, Ascomycota, Pichiomycetes, Serinales, Debaryomycetaceae. The coding region runs from base 1 to 864 and encodes 287 amino acids. The transcript has a single exon. Gene Ontology annotation, cellular component: endoplasmic reticulum membrane.